Molecule: messenger RNA, 2757 nt
Organism: Trypanosoma cruzi
Lineage: Eukaryota; Euglenozoa; Kinetoplastea; Trypanosomatida; Trypanosomatidae
Product: trans-sialidase, putative
Exons: 1
Coding region: 1-2757 (918 amino acids)
Molecular function (GO): exo-alpha-sialidase activity
Source: RefSeq, a predicted model, not a curated record
AUGCUCUCACGUGCUGCUGCAGUGAAAGCACCCCGCACACACAACCGUCGCGGCGUGACCGGAUCGAGCGGGAGGAGGAGGGAAGGAGGAGAGAGUGAGCCGCAGAGGCCCAACAUGUCUCGGCGUGUGUUUGCUUCCGCGGUGCUGCUCCUCCUCGUCGUGAUGAUGUGCUGCGGCAGUGGAGUGGCUGCACUCGCGGAGGAGAGUAAUCCAGUGACUGCUCCAAAUUUUGAAUGGAAGGACGUCACUGAUGUUGAUGUAGCUUUGGACUCUUUGAGUGCUCCCGGCCUUCUAAAAGUGGGGAGUGACGUGUUUGCCGUUGCCGAGGCGCAGUACAAGAAAGAUGAAAACACCUUUACUGGCAUUGCAUCCCAACUACUCACGAUGGAAACGGAUAACACACCGGUGGAAAUAAUGAAUGGUGCCAAAAGAGACACACAGGUUCUGGAGGAAGGCACUACCCCAAAAAAUAAAAAAGUAGAUGUGAGCCGACCAACAACAGUUGUGAAGGGAAAAGAUAUUUACAUGCUUGUUGGGAAAUACAGCCGGACAGAUGCCGCUGAUGCUCAGGAGAGGGGUGCAGGUGACUCGGGGCUAUUGCUGGUGGAGGUGAAAGUCAAUAGUGUUGAAGAAAAUAACAAAAAAAUUGACUGGAAAGGUACUGAGAGUUCCCCGCAAAGAAUUGACACACAGUCCGAUUCCUGGACAAAGCUGAUUGGAAGCGGUGGAUCUGGUGUUAAGAUGAAUGACGAUACGCUUGUGUUUCCAGUGGAAGGCACGAAGAAGGGUGAAUCAAAUGACGGAAAGACCGUUUCGCUGCUCAUAUACACCUUGAAGGAUACCACUAAGAGUUGGAAGCUAUCGAAGGAGGUUCCUUACGAUGGCUGUAGUGAUCCCUCCGUCGUGGAGUGGAAGAAGAAGGACAAAAAACUCAUGAUGAUGACUGCGUGUGAUGAUGGCCGCCGCAGGGUGUACGAGUCCGGUGACAUGGGAGAUUCGUGGACGGAGGCACUCGGGACACUCUCGCGCGUGUGGGGCAACAAACAUGGCCAAGAAGCGAAGGGCGUUAGAAGCGGGUUCAUCACAGCGACGAUUGACGAUGAUGAUAAUAACAGAAAUGUGAUGCUCGUCACUCUGCCGGUGUAUUCCGAGGAGAAAGAUAAGAAGGACAAUGGAAAGGGCAAACUCCAUCUUUGGCUGACGGACAAUACGCACAUUGUUGAUAUUGGGCCGGUAUCCGAUGAUGACGCUGCCGCCAGCUCCCUGUUGUACAAAAGUGCUAGAAGUGGAACUAAUAAGAAGGAGAAGGAGUUGAUUGCACUGUACGAGAAGGACGGGGAAAAACCAUCACACAGUCUUUGGUCUGUGCGUCUGACUGCGCAGCUGCAGCGUGUGAAGGAUGUGCUAUCGACGUGGAAGAAAGUGGACGACAUUGUCUCCAAGCUGUGCCCUUCUGAGAGUGCUGCGAAGGACCGUCCAACUGACAAUGCCUGUAGCGCUGUCAUUCCGACGGAUGGGCUGGUUGGCUUUUUGUCCGGCAACUUCUCUGGUAACACAUGGAGGGACGAGUACCUCGGGGUGAACGCCACAGUGACGAAUAAAGAUGGGGAUGCAGGGGAGACAAAGGCAACAAAGACUUCCGAGGGUGUGAAGUUCAAAGGAGCGUGGGCGGAGUGGCCUGUUGGUGAGCAGGGGGAGAAUCAGCCGUACCACUUUGCGAACUACAACUUCACUCUUGUGGCGACGGUGUCCAUUGAUGGUGUGCCGAAGGGGAACACCCCCAUUCCAGUGAUGGGUGUGAAGAUGAAUGGCGAUGAGAAGACUGUACUUUUUGGACUGUCGCACGAGAACGGAGGGAAGUGGAAAUUGCUUUGUGGUGGCGGAACGGACACUGAGGAUCAAAGCGUCAAUUUGGCGACGGAGACAAAAAACCACGUCGUAAUUUUGAUACGGAACGGCACCCAGGGCUCUGCGUACGUCGAUGGUAAAAGUGUGGGUGGGAAUGCGCAAUUUGAUUUGAAGGAUAUUGAAAGAUCUAGAGGGAUCUCUCACUUCUACAUUGGAGGGGAUGGAGACGGCGCAGAGGGAGAAGAAGGCUUUUCUGUGACCGUGUCGAAUGUCCUGCUGUACAACCGUCCGUUGGAUGACGAUGAGAUUGCAGGGCUCGACAAAAAUAAAAUUACGAAUCCGAAGCGGGAAGGUCCGAAGACAUCGACGACAUCUCCUCGUUCACCAGCGGUAAGUGGAUCAGAUGUGCAGGGAACCGUUUCGCAGUCCUCUUCUGCUGGGCAACUGCAGUCGGAGCAGGGACAGCAGAAAUGGAGCAAUGGUGCCGGAGCUGGCGGCGCAUCCACACCAGCGACGUCUACCGCCGCAGCUUCUUCAGGACAGGAGCCCGUAAACCAGCCGACAUCUGGAACUUCUUCCAGUGGAAACAAAAAUGUGGAUGGCACUCCCUUGUCUGGUGGUGACAAAGCUGUGACAGCAGGGAGUGGAGAAACGGUUCAGGGAGAUGGAUCACUCCAAACUCCUGAGGUCAGCGUGAGCUCUGAUGAGGAUGGGGAGAGGGCGGAAGGAACGGAUGUGCAGCAGGAGGGAAUCCAUUCACAAGACAGGGAAUUAAAUGCCACGGCACUCAGCAGUCGCCUUGGAAAUGUGUCGCAGGGGAAUAACACCGAUGCCGGCAGUGUGCGUGGGAGCGGACUGCUGCCAUCGCUGCUUCUUCUGUUGGGAAUGUGGGUGUUUGCGGCUCUGUGA